AAACGUAACACGCGCAGUCCAUGCAUCCAUACGAAUUACUAUACGUAACUCAGUCAGAGCUGUCACAGCUCACAACUCCUAUAACUAAACUCCCGAGAAUUGCGCGGGUUGCGUCUCUUUCAAACCUAAUCCAACUCCUCUUUUUCUCAUCUGGGUUCCUUCUCCUUCCACGCCAAGUCUCGUUCCCGGGCUGCAAUCUGCAAAAAUUUUCAAACUUUAACCCUCGCUGCUCAAAACCCUUUGGUCUUUUCAACAAAAUCGAAUUCAGUUUUUGCGUGUUAGAUGAAUGUGAUGAAAAGAGGACGACCAUGAAAUUUGGAGAAACUUUUACGGAGUACUUGCAUGGAGAUCGAGAGGGUUUUUUGGAGAAAUGUUCUCAUGUUGAGUAUAAGAGACUUAAGAAAGUUUUAAAGGUGUGCAGGAGUUGUAAAGGAUUUAAUGAUUCUUCCAAAAUUGAGCAAAAUGGGAAUCAUCAUGGGAGCGACUCUGAGUCUGAGUUAUAUCAAUGCCAAUCUUGCUCUUCGUGUGACCAGAUGUUCUUCUCUGAGUUGAUGAAGGAAGCUUCAGAUAUAGCUGGAUGCUUUAGUUCCAGAGCUAGACAUCUCCUGCAUCUUCAUGUUGCUAGGGGAAUGCAGAGAUAUGUAUUGCGUGUACGUCAAUGUUUCAAAAAUGAUCAGCAAGCUAUGUUGGAAGAAGGAAGGAUGUUGAUUGAAUAUGUUACGAUGAACGCAACUGCUAUUCGAAAAAUUCUGAAGAAAUAUGAUAAGGUGCAUGGCUCUGUGAAUGGGAAGAAUUUUAAAUCCAAGAUGAGGGCUGAACAUAUCGAGCUUUUGCAAUCCCCUUGGCUGAUAGAAUUGGGAGCUUUUUAUUUGAAUUUUAAUGGAAUAGAUAAUGGAGAAUCCAUCGAGUCUUCCGGUCAUUUCUCCUGUGAUUUUAAUCCUUCACAGCCUGUGAUGAAGCUCAGCCUUCCGAAUUCUAUAAAGCUAGAAUAUGAUCUGACUUGUGCCAUUUGCUUGGAUACGGUCUUUAAUCCAUACGCUUUAAAUUGCGGUCACCUCUUUUGCAAGUUAUGUGCUUGCUCAGCUGCUUCUGUUUUGAUGUUUGAAGGCCUCAAAGCAGCUAGUCCAGAUUCAAAGUGUCCAAUCUGCAGAGAGGCCGGAGGAUAUGCAAACGCAGUCCACAUGCUUGAACUAGACCUGUUACUUAAAAGAAGGUUCAAAGACUACUGGAAGGAGAGGAUGAACGCCGAGCGUGCGGAGAUGGUGAAGCAAGCUAAGGAGUUCUGGGAGUCACAAACCAAAUUCAUGAUUGGGUACUAUUGAUUGUCAUGUAGUUCGCUUUCCUUAUAAUAUAGUGAAGAAAACAAACGAUUCAAUUACUAGUGUUGUUAACAAUUAUCAUAGGAUGUUUUUGAGACGAUGAUCGGGAUGGUAGACCUGUGAUUGUUGUUUGACCAAUAUUUUGAAGAUUUUUCAAUAAGAGGAUUGAGGAAUACUCAUACAUGUCAUGAUAUUGGAGUU
Messenger RNA from Pistacia vera, 1520 nucleotides. Its product is annotated as probable E3 ubiquitin-protein ligase BAH1-like. Bases 21 to 1322 code for a protein of 433 amino acids. The record is from RefSeq and is a predicted model, not a curated record. The transcript has 6 exons. NCBI's taxonomy places the organism in Eukaryota, Viridiplantae, Streptophyta, Magnoliopsida, Sapindales, Anacardiaceae.